Messenger RNA from Pterocles gutturalis (yellow-throated sandgrouse), 1308 nucleotides. RefSeq names its product transmembrane protein 108 (gene TMEM108). The annotation marks the transcript as partial. The record is from RefSeq and is a predicted model, not a curated record. NCBI's taxonomy places the organism in Eukaryota, Metazoa, Chordata, Aves, Pterocliformes, Pteroclidae. Gene Ontology annotation, biological process: dendrite extension; retrograde axonal transport; postsynaptic density organization. Gene Ontology annotation, cellular component: axon; endosome membrane; early endosome. The transcript is spliced from 4 exons.
AUGCACGUGGAGAAUGCUGGUGUUCUCCUGAUCUUGGCACUGACAGAAGAGCUGGUGUUUGCUGUCCAGGUCCUGUCUCCCACCGCCUCCUCCUCUCAGGGCAUCCUGAUGGACACCACCGCCACCACAGCCAUGGGAACCACGCCUCAUCAUACGGACCACCCCGCAGCAGAGCCCCAUCCCACGUCCCCUCGUGCCAUCCCCCAUCCCUUCAGCCCAGCGGGGAAAGCCCCUUCCACCAGGAAAAACCCAGCUGGCGACAAGGAAACGCAUCGUUUGUACAACCAGAGCGCUUUGUACUCGGGACAGACUCACCCCAAGGGGAAAACAUUCCAGGUUUCCAAAGGCAACUUCACAGCGUCCUUGGAGCCUUCCCUACAGACCACCCUGCACACCCCCUUCCCUGCCUCGCGGAGCCCCUUCACAGACCCCCCGUUCCCAUCCCAGCCCUCAGUGCCCAGUGAUCCCAAUGUCACAAGGCCGGCGAGAACUGCACCCCCAGCCCCUUCUCCCCCCCGCAGCGCCUCGGGACGCCUGAGGGGAGCAGAGCGAGGGGACGGGGCCGAGUCGGCGGGACAGGAGGCAGGUUUUGCCACCGCAACGGCUGGACCAUCACCGCACCCCGAAGCAGCAUCGGUGCCUUUCAAACCCACCCACUAUGGCGUGUGGGAGAUGCUGAGCAAAAACAGCUCGUGGGUGACCUUGAACCUCAGUACCAACGUCCCGCUGUUUGCUGGCCCUGGGUCUGCAACGGCAGCGGCGGGGGACUCGGGUCAGACCAGCUUUGGCGUCAGCAUCUCCUCCCCGGCUGCAGGAGAGCCCGAGGGACCCACUCCCACGCGGCACGGCAGCGCAGUGACCAACGCCACCUCACUGGGCAGCGCGCUCUCCGCGGCGCCUGCCACCAGGUUGUCCGGCUCCGCUUCCACGGCUGGCUCCACUGCCACCGGGAAUUUCCUCAAUAGACUGGUUCCUGCCGGGACCUGGAAACCCGGGGUCCAAGGAAACAUCUCCCACGUCACCGAGGGGGACAAGCCCCAGCACAGAGCAACCAUCUGCCUCAGCAAGAUGGACAUUGCCUGGAUCAUUCUGGCCAUCAGCGUACCCAUCUCCUCGUGUUCAGUUCUGCUGACAGUCUGCUGCAUGCGGAGGAAGAAGAAGACGUCGAACCCAGAGAACAAUCUGAGCUACUGGAAUAACGCCAUUACCAUGGACUACUUCAACAGGCACGCCGUGGAGUUACCGAGAGAGAUCCAGUCCCUGGAGACCUCAGAGGAUCCCCUCUCUGAGCCGCGCUCCCCUGCCAAU